AUGAUGGUGUCACUCUGUUACAUCUUCUUGCCUAUUGUUGUGAUCAUUGGAUUGUUGAGAAAGUGCCGUGAACACUCGUGGGGACGAUGCAAGGACACGAGCGAUCUGCAGGACCGGGUUUUCCUGGUGACUGGCGCCAAUUCCGGGAUAGGAAAGGCAACGGUUAGGGAACUUGUGAGGAGGAGAGCCAAAGUCAUCAUGGCUUGCCGGGACAUGGACCGGGCGCGUAACUGCAUUGCUGAGAUCCGAAAGAAGAUUUCCACUGGAGAAAUGAUUCCAAUGGAACUAGACUUGGCGUGUCUCCCAUCAAUCUACAAAUUUGCCCAACGUGUACUCCGAGAUUUCCCGGAAAUUCAUGGAUUAAUAAAUAACGCUGGCGUUUACGAACCUUUGAAGAAUCGAACAUUAACGAAAGACGGAUAUGAUGUUCACUUCGCAGUCAAUUAUCUCGGACAUUUCUUUCUCACUAAUCUAUUAUUGGAUAAGAUGAAGGCUUCUGUGCCAAGCCGGAUUGUGGUAGUAACAUCAAAGCUAAUGGAAUCUGGAGUGAUUGACUUCUCAAAUCUGAAUGGAGAAAAAGGGCUUACUGCAAAAGGCAGAAUGAAUCCCGCUUACUGUAAUUCCAAACUCGCAAAUGUGUAUUUCGCCACAGAGUUGGCCAAACGCCUGGCGAACACGGGAGUCAAUGUUUACAUGGUUUGUCCAGGAUUCACUUAUACUGGACUCUUCAGAGAUGUCAAGAGGAGUUGGUUCCAUUACAUCAUCUUCUCACCAGUUGCUCUUCUUUUUUUACGCACAGCUCAUCAGGGCGCACAAACAGUGCUACACUGUGCAACAGAUGCUUCCCUGGCGAACGAGAGUGGAUUACUCUAUCGUGACUGCAAAGUUUACACAUCAAAGAAGACUCUCGAACCAGAAGUGGCUGAAAAACUCUGGAAAAUUAGUGCCACUCUCACAGAUCUCAAAUACGCUAAGUGAAACAAGAUCUCCUUUAGAGAUUUUUCAGUUCAAAUCAUCGUGCCGAUAGUUGUCCAGUGAUCCACAAUUAUCAUAAUUAUCAUUAACAUAGGAUAAGAUAGAAUUCUAUUUUAUUUUUGGACUAAUGAGUAAGGAAAAUAACAUGUUGAGAAGGAAAAUUCAUCCUUUGACAUUGAAGGACUACUCGUAGCUAUAAAUGGGCCAGAUACGAUAUACAUUAUUAUCAAUUUGCAAAUGUUAUGUCAAAAUGCAAAUUCGAUACAGAUUUUAACAACGUACUAUAAAUUAUAUAUGUACAUGACAUGAAACAGUGAGAUCAGUGAACGAUGAAGGAUAAAAUCAUCAAAUAAUCAUUGGAUCAUCAUUCUCUGCUCAAAUCAAUCUCAUUCGCACUUAUACUGUGACAAAAAUGAUUAGAAGUUGAGGGAUAGUUAUGUGAACAAUUAAUUGUAACCAAAAAUUUCCCCAUAAAAUCUCCCAACAUUUAUUUUCAACAUAAUUUGUACUUCAACUGAACCAAAUCAAUUGACAUAAAUCCUUAAAUGUAACAAUUUCCUCAUCAACAAAAUCAACCUCUUCAUGUUUUUAAUCAUUCAUUUCUCCAAUAAAAAUUGCAUUAAUCCACCAAUAAAGAAAAAUCAGCUUGUGAGCUAUAAUAAAUUACAAUAAUUAAUUUAUGGAAUCAUUGAAAAAUAA
Molecule: messenger RNA, 1674 nt
Organism: Diachasmimorpha longicaudata
Lineage: Eukaryota; Metazoa; Arthropoda; Insecta; Hymenoptera; Braconidae
Product: retinol dehydrogenase 12-like
Exons: 1
Coding region: 1-978 (325 amino acids)
Source: RefSeq, a predicted model, not a curated record